AUGUCGGGUUUUUGCGAGGCUCGGGAGGAGAAGGCGGGUUCCAGGCCGCGACCCCAGGUGAGAGUGAAUGAAUAUAAAGAAAAUCAAAACAUCCCUUACGUGUCUCUGAGACCAAUACCCAGGACAGUUUUAGAAAAAACAGUUACAGUUCACCUUGCUGCCUUUUCAUGCAAUGACAAGGUUGACCAAUUUCAGCACUCCAAAUCCCUAUUAGAAAAGAAUUCUAAUAAUGAGCUGCUGUGUAAGAAGAUUGAAAUAAAGAAAACUAGCAGAGGGAUUUUAACUCCAAAGAUGGAAGCCACAUCUUUCAGAGCAGAAUCCACUCUGCAAAAAUCAUCCUUAGAUGUUCAUCGUGAAAGUAACACGCGACUACACAAGAGCUCUUCAGAGGCAGUGAUUCUCAGUGUUGAUAUGGAAAGCAGUCAGGAUGGAGACAGUGAUGAAGAUACCACGCCAGGCCUGGAUGAUUUUUCAGGAUUAUCAUCAUAUGAAAGGAAGAGACUAAAGAACAUAGCAGAAAAUGCAAACUUUUUUGCUUCUCUUCAGUUGUCUGAGUCAGCUGCAAGACUCCGUGAAAUGAUAAAGAAGAGACAACCUUCUGAAUCCAAGAGAAAGAAGCCUAAGAAGAGAGAAAGUGAGACUGGCUGUAGAAGGUCAAUGCGAUUACUAAAAGUAGACCCUUCAGGAGUUUCAUUACCACCAACUCCACCCCAGCCAGCAUUAGUAGCAGAAGAAAAUCCUUUGUUACCGCCUGGGCCAUUAGAAAUGACUCCUGAAAAUCGAGAUGGUAGCAAUGAACUAUUUAAAGAAUUUCUACAAACAUGGGCAGAAAUGAGCAAGACAAGUAGUAAGAAUACUCAAAAGGAGUCACCUAGCCUUAAAAGCUACAAUGCCAAUUUAAGUGGCAUGGUCAUUAGUGAAGAUACUGUUUGUAAAGUUGCCAAAGGCGCAGUAUUCUCUGUGGCUCUACACCCAUCAGAAACUAGAACUUUGGUUGCAGCUGGGGCCAAAUCUGGGCAAAUUGGACUUUGGGAUUUGACCCAACGACCUAAAGAAGAUGGGAUUUAUGUUUUUCAUCCUCAUAGUCAGCCAGUUAGCUGUCUUUACUUUUCACCUGUCAAUCCAGCCCACAUACUGUCACUGAGCUAUGAUGGCACACUACGCUGUGGAGAUUUUUCCAGAGCUAUUUUUGAAGAGGUAUAUAGAAAUGAAAGCAAUUGCUUUUCUUCCUUUGACUUCCUGGGAGAAGAUGGCUCCACUUUAGUAGUAGGACACUGGGAUGGAAGUAUGUCACUAGUGGAUACACGGACACCUGGAACUUCUUAUGAGAAACUUGUCAAGUUUUCUUUGCAAAAAAUAAGAACUAUUCAUGUCCACCCAGUGAAUAGACAGUAUUUUAUUACUGCAGGAUUGAGGAAUGUUUGUAUUUAUGAUGCAAGAAAACUGACACCCAUGGGAAGCCAGCCUUUGAUUUCUUUAACUGAACAGACAAAGAGCAUUGCUUCUGCCUAUUUUUCACCUAUAACUGGUAACAGAGUAGUGACUACAUGUGCUGAUUGUAAUCUGAGAAUCUUUGACAGCAGCUGUAUAUCCUCUCAGCUUCCUCUCCUCACAACGAUCAGGCAUAACACCAUCACUGGGCGCUGGCUGACCAGAUUCCGAGCUGUGUGGGACCCUAAACAAGAAGACUGUAUCAUAGUUGGCAGCAUGGCCUACCCACGGCGCAUCGAAAUUUUCCACGAGACAGGAAAGUGCCUGCAUUCUCUUUUUGGUGGAGAAUACCUUGCCUCUGUGUGUUCCAUCAAUGCCAUGCAUCCGUCUCGGUAUAUUUUGGCUGGAGGAAAUUCCAGUGGGAAGAUACAUGUUUUUAUGAAUAACGAAAGCUUCUGA
Molecule: messenger RNA, 1890 nt
Organism: Orycteropus afer afer
Lineage: Eukaryota; Metazoa; Chordata; Mammalia; Tubulidentata; Orycteropodidae
Source: RefSeq, a predicted model, not a curated record